This is a messenger RNA of Orbilia oligospora ATCC 24927, 1023 nucleotides long. RefSeq lists its product as uncharacterized. Gene Ontology annotation, molecular function: protein binding. The record is from RefSeq and is a predicted model, not a curated record. Lineage: Eukaryota; Fungi; Ascomycota; Orbiliomycetes; Orbiliales; Orbiliaceae. The transcript has a single exon. Bases 1 to 1023 code for a protein of 340 amino acids.
AUGGCUACGGCACGGGUUCUGCUUCUUGACAGGUUGGCAGCGGAUAUGGAGGGUGAACGUCAAAGAUACCACUCCUCGCCAGCACAAGCGAAUAUGCAAACUCGCGAUGUCAUUUCAAGUAACGAAAAGGAUGGUAAAACGUAUGAAUCUACGUUUCGGAGGCUCUACAAAUACUUUUUAGAUUGGAAGUCUUCGUCUGAAGUCUUUUCUUCUCCCUCACAUCACCAUCACCAUCACCCGUCACCGAGCAGCUUUACGACUUUAUUUCCUUCAAAAAUCAGAACUUUAGUUUCGAAACAGAAGUCUUCGGAAUAUCUGUUUUCAGAUAAGUCUGAAAAGAUGGGAAAUCCGAGUUCUAAGGAAAAUCCUACGAUCUCGAAAUCAUCGGGGGAAAUACCACACCUCCCUCUUGAGAUUCAGAUUCAAAUUCUUCAAACCCUUACAUGGAAGGAACAAGUUCGUCUUGCAUCUGUAUGUAAGACUUGGCGUUCAGUAAUCAUCGACUGGAUCGUCCCCCAGGACUUUAGAUCCCCCACCGGGAAUACAGUUCUAGGACCAUAUAUUGUCAACCCACUUCUCGAGCAGCUACGAUGCGAAUUGGGUUCUUCUGUCCUAUCAGCUGAGACUAUGGUAACUGAAAAGGGAGAGUCUAUUUUAGACCAACCUUUGUGUUACCCAUCGACCACACACUUAAUCCUUAGAGUUUCGGACCUUCGAACAGAUGGUCUAGAACCGGCUGUUGACGACUGUAUUAAUGUAUUCUCGAACCGAUGUUGUGAUCGCAAUGUUCGGAUUAGAGAUGCACUCACGGCGAUGGAUAAGUUCUAUCGACAAGUCAACGAGGAUCGGGUUAUUGGGGAUUAUAAGAGCUGGAGGUCAUGGAAGUUCUUGUUAGAGACUAAUAGAUGGUGGAGGAGGGGGUUUGUUGGGUUAUGUGGGAAAUGGGAGUGGAAGGAUGGGAGGUACUUGAUCUUCUUUGUGGAGAAGAUCGAGGGAGCUUGGGAGAGGGAUUUUACGAAUUGA